AUGGCCGACUCAACGCGAUCAACGGACAGUAGACCACCUCCACCCCCACCUCCCCCAGAGAAUCCUCGCUCAAAAAUAUCAUCCACAGUCCUAAAGAUGCGAAGGACAUCUCCCAGCCACUUCUUUCAAUCCCAAGUUCCCCGACCUCAAUCCCAAGGUCCUCCUCCAACAGGACCAUACUUCUUCUACGGCUCACUCCAAGAUAAAAGUCUACUCAUAGAUCUGUUAGACCUCAAACAGGCAUCCCACCUGCGACCUGCGUACAUUGAGGGCUACAAGUGCAAACUUUGGGGCCCCUAUCCGGCCUUACUAUCUGGUGAUCCCGGGGAUACCGUCAGAGGGGCUGUGUACGAGGUACCGACAAUUGAGGACGCAGAGAAAUUGGCGGCUUAUGAGGGCCCUAACUACACAACUAUUGCUUGCUCAAUUCGGUAUGCGGAUGGCCAAUCUCCCACACAGGCAGAAGGGUACGCGUUUCUCUUCGUGGGGAAUAUGCGUGAUCUGAGUGAGGGAUCUUUUGAUUUGAAGAUUUGGUCGGAGAGGAGGGCAUUGCGAAGAAAGAAAUGA
Molecule: messenger RNA, 567 nt
Organism: Penicillium crustosum
Lineage: Eukaryota; Fungi; Ascomycota; Eurotiomycetes; Eurotiales; Aspergillaceae
Product: gamma-glutamylcyclotransferase family protein
Exons: 1
Coding region: 1-567 (188 amino acids)
Source: RefSeq, a predicted model, not a curated record